CUCACCUCUCUUCCCAGUUCCUUCUACCGGAGUCUCCCUCCCAUUGAAGUUCUCGAUGCUCUUGCUCUCACAAUUUUGAAGAAUUUUUCUACAGCGAGUCUUCCAACCUCUGACAACACAGAACUCCCUUUACCCCACAAUCUAUGCCACUCUCUAAAACCUGACAUCAAUCACGUGAUCCCUUUCCUUCCUUCUCUCCGUCAGUCCUCUCCCCAAUUCCCAAAUUUCCCCCUCUCUAACGAUCGACUGAAACCACGCGCCAUUGCCCCCAUUCUUCUUCUGUCAAUUGUUAUUCACUGAGCUUCUUCACUGUGUCUCUGUGCAUUCUCUGGAGCUCUUCCCUACUUCCAACGCUUCUUUCCAUUCCCCGUCACCGAUCUCCGUUUUGCCUUGUGGCGGAGGCAAUAUAUGCCCAUAGAAUUUCUAGCUUUGAUUCUUUCUGGGUGAAGACUGGAUUCGCUUGGCUUGGCGGUGGUGGUUGUUUUAGUUCAUUUGGAGUUUUUCAUCUCGAAAAUGUAAGAAACUUGGCCUGGUUUAUAAUUUUUUUUCCUUGCUCUUUCACAAGGUGCAGACAAUGGGUUUCAUUUCCCGGAAGAUAGUCCCCUCUUGUGGGACGAUGUGCGUGUGUUGCCCUGCUUUGAGGUCCAGAUCUCGGCAACCUGUGAAAAGAUAUAAGAAAUUGCUUGCUGAUAUCUUCCCCAAGUCUCCAGAUGCACCCCCAAAUGAGAGAAAAAUUGCAAAGUUGUGUGAAUAUGCGGCCAAAAAUCCAAUUCGAAUCCCCAAGGUUGCAUUUCGGUUCACACUCAAAGAUGUUUACUGCAGAACCCUACCCAUGUCUCAUCUGUGCCCAUCAUGUUUUAAUAGAUUGCCAAGUAUCUCGAAGAAAGAUGUUGCAAAGAACUGCGGAGUGGUCAUGCAAAGUUUAUCAAUGUUGUCAUGGAGGCUUACAAUAAGUUGCUUUGCCUUUGUAAGGAGCAGAUCUUUAAUGCUGGUCUCUAUAUCUUCCAGGGCAUAUUUUGCUGUCAGUUUGUUGAAUGUGGUCAAUGAGCUGCUAGACAGACCUAAUCAAUAUGCUUUGCUGAUUCUUGGAUGCCAGACCUUAACCAAUUUUAUCUACAGUCAGGUGGAUGGAACUUAUGCACAUAACAUUGAAAAAUAUGCUCCCAGAAUCUGUAAACUGGCACAUAAGCACCGGGAAGAAGGUAGUCUUGACAGCUUAAGGGCAUCAGGUCUCCAAUGUCUCUCAGCCAUGGUCUGGUUCAUGUCGGAGUUCUCGUAUAUCUUCCCUGCUUUGGAUGAGAUUGUGCAUUGCACUUUGGAUAACUACGAGCUUGACUCUUGUAUUGAACAUGAUGCUGAGAGAGGUGAAGCACAUCAUAAUUGGGUGAAUGAAGUUGUUAGAAGUGAAAGAAGUGCAGUUGUAGGUAAUGAUUCUAGCUCCACAGCGGUCAUCAGAGCUCGACCAGAAAAGAAAGAUCCUUCUCUUCUAACUAGGGAGGAGAUUGAGCAACCAAGAGUAUGGGCACAAAUUUGUGUUCAAAGAAUGGUAGAUCUAGCAAAAGAGAGCUCAACAAUGCGAUGUGUCUUAGAUCCAAUGUUUGUCUACUUUGAUUCUGCACAUCACUGGGCCCCACAUCAGGGGCUUGCUCUGGUAGUUUUGUCUGCCAUGUCAUAUUUUCUGGAGAGUGAAGGACAUCAGCAGUCGGUGUUAUCUGCUGUUAUUCGCCAUUUAGACCACAAGAAUGUCGCCCAUGAUCCGCAGCUCAAAUCUAAUGUUGUACAAGUUGCGGCUGGUCUAACUCGGCAGAUUAGAUCAGUUAAAGUUCUUGCCGAAGUUGGAUUUGUUGGUGACUUGUGUAGGCAUUUAAGGAAGAGCCUUCAGGCCUCGGCCGAGCCAAUCGGAGAUCAGGAACUGGACCUGAAUGCCUCACUCCAGAAUUCCAUUGAAGAUUGCUUGCUUGAAAUUGCAAAGGGGAUUGCUGAUGCCCAGCCGCUACUUGAUCACAUGGCCAUGUCGCUGGAGAAACUACCAUCCUGUGGAAUUGUUGCUCGUGCAACCAUUCGAUCGCUAAUGAUUCUUGCUCAUGUGGUUUCAUUGUCUUCAGUUUCCCAACAGGCUUUCCCAGAAUCACUUCUGGUUCAGCUUUUGAAAGCAAUGUUGCAUGCAAAUGUUGAAGUGCGGGUUGAAGCACAUCAGAUAUUCACAGUUCUUCUUAUUCCAAAUUCAAACUGUUUUGGACGAGAAUCAUCUGCACGACCUAGUUACAUUUGUGAACCGAGAAGAUGGCGUUCCGGUACAGCAUCUACAUUUGCUUCGAUUUCUGCACUACUUGAAAAGCUCCGUAAAGAGAAGGAUGGUCCUGAAGUUAAUGGAAUGCAUGAUGACUGCAAAGAACGGGACACCUCAGAAGAAGAGUGGAAGUAUGGACGAGGUAGAAAGAACUCACCAAACAUUUACAAGAUUAGCUCAAUCAUUGAGAGGACUACGGGGACUCCGGGGUCGGCUGAGGCUGCUGAACCAUGUGUUUUGACGUUAAAUGAGGAUCAGAUUUCACAGUUGCUUUCUGCCUUCUGGAUGCAAGCCAGCCUUCCUGACAACACGCCUCCGAAUCUUGAAGCCAUUGCUCAUUCUUUCACAUUGACACUUAUUUCUUCUCAAUUGAAGAACACAAAUGGAAACGUUGUGGUCCGAUUCUUUCAGCUUGCUCUCUCCCUCAGACAGUUGUCCUUGGACUCUAACAAUGGGAUAUUGCAUCCAGCAUGCAGAAGAUCAGUUUUUGUCUUAGCAAUGGGCAUGCUAAUGUUCGCAGCGAAGACAUACAAAGUUCCCGAGUUGAACGACUUGCUCAAGCGAUUGAUACCUGAUGACGUUGAUCCUUAUAUGGGAAUUAGCAACGACUUUCAGAUAUAUGUGAAGCCCCAGGCAGACUUGAAAGAAUUUGGGUCCUUUGAAGAUAGUUCAUUGGCUAUAUCAGUGCUAGAUGAGCUGCAGAGCAGAAUAUCUGAAUCUAAGAUCGCUAUGAUGAACAUCUUAGUUCUGAACCUAUCUAUCACUACUGAGAUGGAGCCUGAUGAAGUCGCCAGGCAAUUGUCGGAACCAUUUGCUCCUGAUGACAUGUUAAUGUUUGGUCCACGAUCAGUACUUGACCACCACCGCGUGGCUUCUCAUUCCAAGGAAUCACUCUCCUUCGACGAGGAAAUUCAGAGCAAUUUGAUCGAGGAUGAUGCCACGAGUGAAGCAUCAGUCUCAGACCUGUCUCGGUUCAUCCCCAAAAUCCCUUCGUCACCUUCUGUCUCGCACAUUAUCAGCAUCGGGAAGCUAUUAGAAUCAGCUCUCGAGGUAGCUGGACAAGUAGCUGGAACAUCUGUCUCCACGUCACCCCUCUCCUACGACUUGAUGGCCAGACAAUGCGAAACUCUCGGGACAGUUACAAGAAAGAAGCUCUCGACUUGGUUGGCCCACGAGAAUCAGCAAGCUACUAAGCCAGCCGCCGACAAGUACCUCUUACCAUCCAUUGCAGCGAGCGGGGCUGCAGUACCAUGGCAGAUGUCGUGUAAGAGUGAGGUUGAUGGAGGAGAGCUGAAGCAGAAGACUCUAACGGAGCAGUAUCUGCCAAUUAAGCUGCCACCUGCAAGUCCUUUCGAUAACUUCCUCAAAGCAGCUGGAUGUUAGUAGCCCUGAUAAUCCGUGUUAGCUGUACUUGUAAUUUCUUACACCAUUUUUCUUAAUGUAGGGACGUAGAGCUUUUAGAUGCAGACCAGGUUAUGUUUGAAAGGGUUUCACUAACCCUUUCAAACUCAUGUGUUGUCUCUUAUGUGUAUGUAAGGUAGUACUAACAGCCUUUGCCUCGUAUGGAUCUAGAUUGUUAACAAACUUGUCUUGUCAUUUAUCAAUGUAUCUAUUUUGAAGUGGAUGGAGCAAAACGCACGAAUCUCUCGUGAACCACAAUUUGAAUUGUCUUGGUUU
Molecule: messenger RNA, 3967 nt
Organism: Linum tenue
Lineage: Eukaryota; Viridiplantae; Streptophyta; Magnoliopsida; Malpighiales; Linaceae
Source: the annotation of a GenBank genome assembly